GGUGUUACUGAGGUUGAUAGGGUUUGAGCGGAAGACAUAAAUUCCUUGGAUGAGGAGAGACGUGAGGUGAUCGGGGCGGCAGCAGCUCUGUCCUUGCUGUGCUGCACAUGUGGCUGGGGUCUGGCUGCAGCAGCUCCGUGCAGCCUGGGGCUGAGCUCUGCGGGUCGUUUUAAACGGCUGAGAAAGUACUGCCUCCAAAGCUACUGCUUUUAGCGUUGGCAUCUCUUUACAGGUCAUUAACAACUGUCUGAGGUGUAGUGUUAGAAGUACAGGAAGAUGGAAUUUAGAAUUAAACACACAUGGGAUGGUUUACCUGUGAGCCAUGAGCCAGUAACAAUUGGGCUGAAGUCAGACAAUGCAGGACUGCUAAUGGAAGUUAAUGCUCCAUUCUUUAAUGAUCCUCCAGCACCACUUGGAGAGCCAGGGAAACCUUGUAGUAGACUGUGGGACUAUGAGGUUGUUGAAGCAUUUUUCCUGAGUGACAGAACUGAACAGUAUUUAGAAGUUGAACUUUGUCCCCAUGGACAACACUUGUUGCUGCUACUUUCUGGCAAAAGAAGAGUUUGGAAAGAAGAACUUCCUUUAGAGUUUGAGGUGACCAGAAUUAAAACCAAAUGGGAGGGUAAAGCUCACCUUCCAUGGCACUAUUUUCCACCGUGCACUAACAAAUUCAACGCAUUUGCAAUUCAUGGCUCAGGAGAAGAGAGAAAGUAUGAAGCGCUUCAUCCCGUGCCUCGACAUGAACUACAGGAAGGACAGAAACCAGAUUUUCAUCGCCUGGAAUUUUUCAAAGAAUUGAACCUGAAAGAACUAAUGGGAGAAGACUGGAAGCAGCCUGAAUCAGAUAUAUGGAAGUCUCUCUCUAAUUAAAUGGGUUGAGACAUACAUUUUUAUACAAUAGCAUUAAGGUUAGAUGAAGGUGUGCGUAAAAAAACUUGUACAUUUUGAGCAGUGUUUGUAAAUAUCAGAUUAGUAAGGCUUUCCUUGACAAUGAAAGCAUUGAUCCAUCUUAAACUGUGAAGUAUUUAGGCCACUUCAUUCUAAAUGUGUUAAGUAAGCAAUGGCUUGUGUUUCAGUUCUUCUGGGUAUGGAGUUUUUCAUCUGUAUGACAGAGAUGAAUCUGCUUCUACCAAUGAAGGGGGAAAAAAUGUGCCUAAGUUACACCUGUGUUUUCAUGAGAACUCUAAGCUUCACAAGGUCAACAUCUGGCUUGGAAUAUUUCGGCUUCUUGUAGUUGCUGCAUUUCUUAAGUAUUUUCACUGCUGCUUGUUUGUUUCUUGGCUGUUGAAUGAGAUCAUGUGCACUAAACUCUUUAAUUGCUAUCAGGAGAAAGAAUGCUUCCUCCAGGAACAGAAAAUAAUACAGCUGUUAUGGCAUUUUGUGGCACAGUACUCACAUUGCAAAAUGCCGGAGGUAUAACACUAGCCAGCCCCUUUCCGAUACCUGAAGUUUUCCUUUGUACAGUGCUGAAGGCGAAACUUAAUUAAUUACUUUAUUAGCAGACCUCUCUGCUUCACAUUUAGUGUGGAACUUCUAGUGAUAUUUAGAUACAGAGGGUAGAUUUACAAAAGGCUUUAUGCAUUCCAGGAAAAGUUUCUCAUAAUGUUUAGUAAAACUUUUUGAUAUAGCUGUGUGCCUACAAAAGCUUGUUUGUUAUCAUAAAGUCAUAGAAUGGGUUGGACGGAGCCAUAAAGAUAAUCUGAUUCCAACCCCCCUGCUAUGGGCAGGAACACCUUCCACUAGACCAGGUUGCUCAAAGCCCCUUUCAACCUGACCUUGAACACUUCCAGGGAUGGGGCAUCCACAGCUUCUCUGGGCAACCUGUUCCAGUGCCUCAUCACCCUCAUGGUGAAGAAUUUCUUCCAUGAUCUUGCCGGGCACAGAGAGAGACUGGUCUGUAGUUCCCCACGUCUUCCUUUUGGAAGGUCCUUUGGGGUUUUAAGGCCUUGUCACAUUGCCUUAAGGAUUCACCUCACACACAUGAGGAUUUUGUUUGCAGGCCGCCUAACCUUGGGUGUACUCUAAUUGUAUGUGCCUACGUUUCUACAUACAGGCAUGAAUAUUUUUAACAGUACUGAGUACUGUUAGCUGGGAACAUCCAAUAUGUACACUCUUGCAGGUUUUACAAAUGGGAUUUUUUUGGUUUUUUGUUUGUUUGUUUUUUUUUUUUUUGCCUAGCAUACUGAGUGCUGCUUGUUUGUGGCUGCUGACUUGUUCCUUUUUAAAUUAAAUUAGAAAAUGGGAAUCUCACCCACUAAGCAUAUCCUACAUCUGAAAAGUAGGUGACUUCAAAAUCAGACUUUUGGUUUCGUUCAGAAUAAGGAUUCAGACUAUGACAUGAUCUUCAGUCCUGCGUCCUGUUGAACUGUCAUCACAGUGUAGAAGCUGGUUGUGUUCUCUAGUUUUGUGAGGAGGAUUGUUUUGGGAGGCUGAGAGAAUAUCAACAAGUCAAAAUUGAAGGAGUAUAUUUCAGAAGUUAUGCCAUGAGGAUGUGUUGUUUUUGUGUCGUCCUUUUGUGCAGCAUUUUCUACUGAACAAUUUAGAAUCCCGCAAGAUCCUAGAAAGGACUAGUGUUCUUGUAGUCUAACAUCCUGCUCAAAUCAUGACUGUUGUUGAAACUAGAUGAGUUUGCAGAGAGCCUUGUUGAGUUUCAAAUAACUCCAAAGAUAAAGUUUCAAAUGCUCUGGGUAGCCUGUUUCAAUACUCGGCUACUUCUGUUACAAAAACUUAUGUAAUUUCCGUUUCCUCAUGCUGCGACUUGUGCCCAUUGCCUUUUGUCCUUUCUCUGAGCAUCUCCAAGAAGAGUGGCUGUUUUUCGCUGUAACUGCCCAUUAGGUGUUUGAAGAUAACUGCUAGCUCCUCUCGGGUUUCUUGAAAUGUUGUCAUUCUCGGUUUGUCUUUUGUGACUCUCAUUAGUAAGCACCUUCCCCUCAGACUGACAACAUAAAUGUGUAAGCUGGGUUGUAACUCAGAGCAGCAAUGCUCCCAGGCCUUUCUUGUUUGUUUAGCUCAUAAAUGAUUCUAAAAAUCUUGUGUGCAUCUUUAGUUGUCAAAAUGCGUGCAAAAUUUUGCACAAGACUGCACUUUAAGUCACAUUACUAAAAGGAUUUUCUGUUGUCUUAGCUUCUAUGCAGUAAUAACCAUAGUCUGGUCAUGUUUUCUGUGCUGUCUUUAACUUUACAUGUAAAUUCUGCUUGAGAACAAAAGAAGAUCGGAAUAUCUGCCUUUGUGAAGAAUAUCUUUGUGUGAUUAAUAUCUGUGAAAUAGAAUGUUACUUCAGAGUUUUUGUUUGGCUUUAGAAUUCCCUCUUUGUACUUCCGGUUUUAUGUAUAUAUACUUUCAAAUUUAAGGAUAUUAGCCUCUUUCAGGUGCAGACUUUGGCAUGCCAAUACACUGGGCCAUCCUAUUCCUUUUUGCUCUCUUUUAAUUAGACGCUAUAGAUUCCUUGCUAUGAAGUGCCAUCUGUUGAAAAUUGUAAGUAUUGUACUUUUAAUUGCUUGGCUUUUCUACCUUCAAUCUGUGUACAGUUUUCUAAAGAACGUCAUCAGUCUGAAAUAUUGAAUAAUUCAAUAAAUGUUGAUUAAAAUGCUUUUUAGAUACAUCUAAAAGCUGCUUUUGAAAUUUCAGUCAAAAGCAAAACAAAAAUAAAGAUUUCACUAUGUUUUUAGGCUUCAUUUUAAAUGGUUUGUCAACAAAAUGCAUGCAAAUGUUCAGAAUGAGUUUAUUUUUUCCACAAAGGUUGUCUUCAUGUGAUGAAUGAUGUUUUGUAUGUAAGGGACAGUAAAUCAAAUAAUUUGUUCAGAGGCUUCA
Molecule: messenger RNA, 3810 nt
Organism: Columba livia (rock pigeon)
Lineage: Eukaryota; Metazoa; Chordata; Aves; Columbiformes; Columbidae
Gene: C4H4orf33
Product: chromosome 4 C4orf33 homolog
Exons: 6
Coding region: 277-870 (197 amino acids)
Source: RefSeq, a predicted model, not a curated record